AUGCACCACGAAGCAGUUAUACAAGCAGCGAUUGAUGAUUUGAACUUGCAGUUGGUUCCUAAUUACACUACAACUGCAAAAAAAUAUGGAAUCAGCCGUCAUACAUUAUCACGGUGUUAUAACAACCUCCAAGUGUCAGGAAAGGAAGCAAUCUCUAUCCACUGCAAAAACCUUUCAAAUUCGCAAGAAGAACAGCUCCUUUUUCAUAUCAAUCAAUUGGCAGAUCGCGGUUUCCCUUGUACACCUCAAAUCCUUCAUAAUCUCAUUGUUGAGAUCCUAAAAGUGCCUGUUGGAGUCAACUGGGUGACAAGGUUCUGCCCACGCCGCAAGGAUCUGCAGGCAAAGAUCGCACAAUACAAUAUUGAACCUGGCAAUAUUUACAACUUCAAUGAAAAAGGAUUCCUAUUAGGACUCAUCCACACUCUCAAACGUAUUGUAUCGAUUACCGCCCUCAAAUCCGGACGUGUGAUAGGUGCCAGCCAGAAUGGCAGUUGA
Molecule: messenger RNA, 495 nt
Organism: Histoplasma mississippiense
Lineage: Eukaryota; Fungi; Ascomycota; Eurotiomycetes; Onygenales; Ajellomycetaceae
Exons: 2
Coding region: 1-495 (164 amino acids)
Source: RefSeq, a predicted model, not a curated record